UCCCGGGAGGAUUCGGGGGCUCGGCGCCGCGCCCGCCCUCUUGCUGGCGCUCGGAGCUGCUUCUGCUCACUGCGACUCGCCGCACCAGUUCAGUGCAAAGACUCUGUGAUAAGAUGUCAACCCUCAGGGUUCGAGCAAAGAAAAAGGCAGCUUCAUUUGACCAGUCUUCAGAUAGUCUUCCUUUGAGGAGUUCCGGGAGGCAGGUGAAGAAAAAAGUAGCUGAAGUAGCACCAGAUGAUGAUGAUGAUGCCUCAUCUGAGAAGAAGUACAGGAAAUGUGAAAAGGCUGGAUGUACAGCAACUUGUCCAGUUUGCUUCUCAAGUGCUGCUGAAAGGUGUGCAAAAAAUGGCUAUACAUCUCGAUGGUAUCACCUAUCCUGUGGGGAACAUUUUUGCAAUGAAUGCUUUGACCAUUACUACCGGAGUCACAAAGACGGGUAUGAAAAAUACGCUGCUUGGAAAAGGAUAUGGACUAGUAAUGGGAAAUGUGAGCCUAGUCCCAAAGCUUUUAUGGCUGAUCAACAGCUUCCAUAUUGGGUUCAGUGCACAAAACCUGACUGUGGAAAAUGGAGACAGCUUACAAAGGAAAUUCAGCUUACGUCACAAAUCGCGCAGACAUAUCGCUGUGGUACCAAACCAAACACCUCAGUUAAGACGGAGGGCUCAGACCAGUGCUCCCAACCAGAGGAUCUAAGAGUCGCUGAAGUGUCUAAUCACUGGUGGUAUUCCAUGCUUAUCCUUCCUCCCUUUUUGAAAGAUAGCGUGGCUGCACCUUUACUAUCUGCCUAUUAUCCUGACUGUGUGGGCAUGAGCCCCUCCUGUACCAGCACCAACCGAGACCCCAGUGAAGCCAGCCCCGAGAAGGUGGAGCAGUGCAAGGCUGUUCCAGGUGUCUUUGUUCCUGGCAUGAACCAGUACUUCCAGCCUUUCUACCAGCCCAAUGAAUGUGGAAAAGCCCUCUGUGUGAGGCCAGAUGUGAUGGAACUGGAUGAGCUCUAUGAAUUCCCAGAAUAUUCACGGGACCCCACCAUGUAUUUGGCUUUGAGAAACCUUAUCCUUGCUCUGUGGUAUACUAAUUGCAAAGAAGCACUUACCCCUCAGAAGUGCACUCAUCACAUUAUCGUCCGAGGCCUUGUGCGCAUUAGAUGUGUUCAGGAAGCGGAGAGGAUACUUUAUUUUAUGACGAGAAAAGGUCUGAUCAAUACUGGGGUUUUGUCUGUCAGCCGUGACCAUCGUCUUCUCCCAAAAGACUACCACAAUAAAUCAGUUAUCAUCGUUGGGGCUGGUCCUUCAGGAUUAGCAGCUGCUAGGCAGUUGCACAACUUUGGGAUUAAGGUGAUCGUCCUAGAAGCCAAAGACCGGAUUGGUGGAAGAGUCUGGGAUGACAAAUCCUUUAAAGGAGUCACAGUUGGAAGAGGAGCUCAGAUUGUCAAUGGCUGUAUAAACAACCCUAUAGCCCUAAUGUGUGAGCAACUUGGCAUCCAAAUGCACAAACUUGGAGAAAGAUGUGACUUGAUCCAGGAAAGUGGAAGAAUCACUGACCCUACUAUUGAUAAGCGCAUGGACUUCCACUUUAAUGCCAUUUUGGAUGUUGUUUCUGAGUGGAGGAAAGAUAAAACUCAACUACAAGAUGUUGCUCUAGGAGAAAAAAUCCAGGAAAUCUACAAGGCUUUUAUUCAGGAAUCUGGCAUCCAGUUCAGUGAGCUAGAGGAACACGUGCUUCAGUUCCAUCUUAGCAACUUGGAAUAUGCAUGUGGCAGCAACCUAAAUCAGGUGUCUGCUCGCUCGUGGGACCACAAUGAGUUCUUUGCUCAGUUUGCUGGUGAUCACACACUUCUGACUCCAGGGUAUUCUGUAAUAAUUGAGAAGCUGGCUGAAGGAUUGGACAUUCGACUUAAAUUUCCAGUUCGGACCAUUGACUAUUCUGGGGAAGAUGUCCAAGUCACUACCAUAGAUGGUACAGUUUGGGCAGCACAAAAGGUCUUAGUCACUGUACCUUUGUCCUUGCUCCAGAAAGGUGCUAUUCAGUUUAAUCCACCAUUGCCAGAGAGGAAAACAAAAGCCAUCAACAGUUUAGGCGCAGGAAUCAUAGAAAAGAUUGCCUUGGAAUUUCCUUAUAGAUUUUGGGACAAUAAGAUUCAAGGAGCUGAUUUUUUUGGCCAUGUUCCUCCUUGUUCCAGCAAGCGUGGACUCUUUGGUGUCUUUUAUGAUAUGGAUCCUCAGGGUAAAUACAGUGUUUUGAUGUCAGUCAUCACUGGAGAGGCUGUAGCAUCCAUUAAGAACCUGGAUGACAAACAAGUCCUACAACAGUGCAUGGCCACACUCCGGGAACUAUUCAAAGAGCAGGAAAUACCAGACCCAGUAAACUUUUUUGUUACUCGGUGGAACACAGAGCCAUGGAUCCAGAUGGCAUAUAGUUUUGUAAGAACAGGUGGAAGUGGUGAAGCUUAUGACAUCCUAGCAGAAGACAUACAAGGAACUAUUUUUUUUGCUGGUGAGGCAACAAAUAGGCACUUUCCACAAACAGUCACCGGUGCAUAUUUGAGUGGUGUACGAGAAGCAAGCAAGAUAGCAGCAUUUUAAUUCUAAUUUUCUCUGGACCCAGCUCUUUCUCCCACGGGAAAAACAUUGCAAACAAAGAUGGACACCAUUCCAACUGAUUUUUCUCACUUAAACUUUUUGGAUACCAGAAAUUGAAAUAUUUCUGUUGUGACAUAUUGAUGUAUAUUGUUUAGCACUAAAUAUGGAAGCACUAGCCACAGAAAAUGAUUGUUAGCACUUAUAUUUGACUUUAUUUUCCUCUUAACUAGCUCACAUCAUGCCUAUAUAGCCCUUUGUGUUUCAGACAGUAAGGCUAUGGACAUUUAGUGACCUUGUGUCUUAAAGUAAGGUUCAUGGUUGGAGACUUACUUCAAAUUUGUAUUUCAUCCAGCUUGUCACCUUCAAAAGGUGAAAAGUUAAGGGAAUCAUUGAACAACCUAGAUGUAGCCAUGAAUCUAAAUCAUGAAAAUUCAUCCUCUUUACCACAUGAGCCUUAAGACUUUUGUAUCUCCCUAAAACUAAGUUUUUAUUUUCGGCUUGAAUUACAAAGACUGGCAUUAUGCAGAUCUUUGCUUUAAUCAAACAUAAGCUGAAACUCUGAGACUAUUUUUUGUACUGUACAUAUUUCAUCCAGUUGGCUACUUGGAGGGUAUUUAAAUUUUAGAAAUCUUUUAUGAUAAAACAUUUUCUAUUUGUUCAGUCACAUUUGCAAGAGAGCCAAAAGUAAUCUCUUCUCAAGAGCAAAUUUCACAAACCAUUGAAUGCUUAGGAAAUUAGCCUGAAAAACUGAGAAUCGGAAAUAAACAAACUUUAUUUAGUUUUUGUAUUAAAGUGGCAUUAAAAAAACUUUUUUUGAAGCCAAACUUCAUGGUUAAUAUACUUGAAAUAUCCUUAAGUAUGGCAAUCACUAUUAAAGAUUUGAGAAAAUAAUUUUAUAAAGCUUAGAAAAGAUUUUUGCUAGAAAUAAGACAAAUAACUGGAAUAUAUCUUCUAAUAGAUCUCUGCUCAGAAUAUUCCAUAGGCAGGUCCAGUGGAAAAUUACAGAAAAAUGUCAGAUUUUCCUAAUCAUCCCCCCCCAUUUUAGAUUAACCCCAUUCUACCCUAUCUCACACACGCUCUUGCCUACAAACACAAUGAAUACUUAUUUUGAUUAUAGAGUGCUUAGUGUAAUGUUACUUAAAACAUAUUUUCAGGAAGUUUACCUUAUAAAGAGAUUCAAUGAGGGAAAGCUAUUUUGUGUUAUUUGUCCCACUGUAAAUACAGUUUCAUCACAAUCUGCAAUGUAAAUGUCUGGGAAUAAAGAUAACUAGAUUUUUUUUUUUUCCUAAUCCAAACAUGGCAAUUUAACUUGCUUUUCAGUGAUUUAAAAAUUGAAUCUUAAGGAUAUAACCUAAACAUUUCUGUUUAAUAUUCAGAUCUAAAUCAACCAUAAUUACUUCCACCAUUAGUUACGUUUAUCUGUAAGAGAACAGUGGUACUAGUUAGAAUAUUACACUUUAAACUAUUGAGCAUGUUAAAAGUAUGGCAGGAAUUAAGUAAUCAGUGCAAAGCAUCAAGUUUGAAACAGUACACACAUACACAACACAAGUAAAUUAUUAAGUCAGUAUAUAUGAGGACAUUUAAAAACUGUACUUCUAGUUGUGGGGACAAACAUGCCUAAAUGGAAAAUUCUAGUAAAUGUUUAUAUUUUAAAACAUUUAAUGUUUCAGAAACUAGUAGGCUGUGGUUUGAGGCUUUGUUAUUUAACAGGCCACAAUAUUCUUUUUCUCAGUCUUGGGAAUUAAUGUGCAUGUUUUUCCAUUUUGUCUACAAAGACCUGUAAAUAUGCAAUGAAUGGUUUUUUUUUAAAGUAUAUUGUUUGAAUGCAGAGCAUGAUCUCUUGUUGUGUGACUAUGUUAAAGAUGCCUAAUAAAACUGGAAAUGUC
Molecule: messenger RNA, 4465 nt
Organism: Vombatus ursinus (common wombat)
Lineage: Eukaryota; Metazoa; Chordata; Mammalia; Diprotodontia; Vombatidae
Gene: KDM1B
Product: lysine demethylase 1B
Exons: 22
Coding region: 114-2582 (822 amino acids)
Molecular function (GO): oxidoreductase activity; protein binding; zinc ion binding
Source: RefSeq, a predicted model, not a curated record